AUGCUACCUGCGUAGGGUGUGUGAAAUCCCUUGUGAGUUGCGCUAGCUAUGAUGAUUGCAGCGGCGGCGGCGGCGGCGGCGACGGCGAUGAUGAUGAUGAUGAUGAUGAGGAGGAGGAGGAGGAGGAGGAGGAGGGGGAGGAGAAGGAGGAGGAGGAGGAGGAGAACGCGGAGACUUAUUCUGUUCGCCUGGCCUCGUUUCAGGUUAACGACGUACGCUACGGCUGUUACUUGAACCAAGUCGCCCAGGAGGAGGAGGCCGCAGACAAGAUCAAGGCACAGGAGACCCAGAAGAAGCGCGAGGAACUUCAAGCCGAUAUGCGACAACAGGCGGAAACUCGCGAGCGGCGACGCCUAGAGGCCUACGAGGAGUUCAUGCGCGACAAAAUGCUCAUUGACGAGGUCGUCCGGAAGAUUCAUGAAGAGGACCAACUGUAAGUUGCAGCAGCAAUCUCGUCUCCUUUCUGGUUUUUGGUCCCCAAGACCGCGUUUUUAUACUCCCCUCCUCAUUCAUGUCCUCUUUUCUUCUCGGUUUAGUGAGGCCGAACGCAGACUGAUUUCAAGAAGAGAGCACAAAGCCCUUAUUGAGGAGUUCAAGGCCUGUCA
Messenger RNA from Spirometra erinaceieuropaei, 605 nucleotides. NCBI's taxonomy places the organism in Eukaryota, Metazoa, Platyhelminthes, Cestoda, Diphyllobothriidea, Diphyllobothriidae. The record is from the annotation of a GenBank genome assembly.